AAUGGCACGGACGUGCUCACCGUGACGACUGGGCCCGCAAGCACACCAGAGACGGCGCUGAGGGAGAGGAGAAUACUGGCAGCGGGGAGCUUGAUCAUCUUGCAGGAUUUGUUUUUUAAAAGCGAGAGUAAAGAAAACGCAGACUCGAGACUGUUGAAGGCAGAAAAAGAGUGCGGAUGGUGCUACUUUCGCCGCAUAUUCUGCAGCAUUUAUAUGCGCUAGGAUGGGCCGCCGUGAGCCGUGCGAACAUCCAAGAAACGCUGCAGAUAAUCGCUGAAGGCGCACCGGGCGGAGGUGCUGUGCGGCGCGCAACGGUACGAGAGACGUGUCGUCCAGAACCGGGAGAAUACUGCUGGCACACGCGGAACGUAGGGUGGGUUUGUUCGAGAAAUCGUCCAGACGGGCUUCAAAGACCGUUUGUCUCGCCCUUUCGGUUGCAUGAAGAGUUAUUUAGGCAUCUCGCCCGUAGAAUAAUUGUUUCUGCCGUCAACGAUAUGGGAGGAGGUCGAUCUUCGGCGCAAGCGUCCGAGCCGGGAACGCCGCGCCUAUGCUUCGUGUACAAGAGCACGUUUGCCGGUCAGCUUGUCCGUAUGCGAGAGGGAAGUGUUGGGGCUGUGCGCGUAACCAUGAGGCGGUGCAAGUAAGCAGCAACAAGCUCCUCUUCCACCAAGAGCAGCUAAGACCUCGUCUUCACGUAAUGGCAGAUCAUGCGGUAUUUCAUGGCCGCAGAGGCGUUUCUGGGACGUCA
Phanerochaete carnosa HHB-10118-sp is the source of this 748-nucleotide messenger RNA. RefSeq lists its product as uncharacterized. The coding region runs from base 177 to 644 and encodes 155 amino acids. The transcript has a single exon. The record is from RefSeq and is a predicted model, not a curated record. NCBI's taxonomy places the organism in Eukaryota, Fungi, Basidiomycota, Agaricomycetes, Polyporales, Phanerochaetaceae.